Molecule: messenger RNA, 711 nt
Organism: Entrophospora candida
Lineage: Eukaryota; Fungi; Glomeromycota; Glomeromycetes; Entrophosporales; Entrophosporaceae
Source: the annotation of a GenBank genome assembly
AUGGAUAAUUGUCCUAAAUGUAAUAUAAAAAAUAAGUAUCCUUAUUGUUGUCAUCUAUGUCUUCCCUCAUAUUUUCAAGACGAGUUUUCUAAUUGGUCAAGUGGUAACCAAACGAUAGACAAAUAUAUUCAAGGCAUUCAACUUGAUGCAACUGAAUGGUGCCAGUAUUUAGAAUGGAUUCCAUACGAAAGACUAGUCAAUGUUCAUUAUUUAGCAAAAGGAGGAUACGGAAAAGUGUAUUCUGCGAUAUGGUUGGACGGGCCGAAAACCUUUGAUCGAGAUAAAAUCGAAAUUUUUUCUAGAAAAGAGAAUCAUCCUGUUGCUCUUAAAAGUAUUAAUCAAUUGGGACUAAAUAUGGAAGAAUGGUUUUCUGAGGCAAGGACAGAUAGAGAUGUUAGGUUUACACUAAAUGACGGCCUGGAAAGAUCCAAGAUUGAUGAAGCAAAGAACAAUCCUUUAACUAUUCCAGCUCGGAUAUUGGUAAGGAUUCAAAUUAACGAAUGCCACGUCAACAUUGAUGUUGAUUAUGUUAGUAAACUUUAUGAAAUAUGGGUUGCAGAAAUUUGUCAUCAAGCUGAGGCCUUGAGUAAUACGCAGGACUUUUUCUACUUGAGAAUUACUAAGCAUGUUUUUACAAGAAAUGGAACGUUUGAAAUAUGUGAGCUGGUUGACCCUGGGCAUCAUCUACCAACAGCAAUAAGGGUACUUUGA